GUCCUCCGUCUUCACGCUGCAGAGUCUCUGCUGCCAAUCAUGGACAGCCGGCAUCGAUGUUUUUGGUGACUGUGUUCUGGGACUAAACGAUCGGGAAUAUUUCCCCGGAAUACAGGAACGAAAAAUCUAUCAGAACACGUUACAUUCCUGUGUCAGAAAAUGGGAUUAAACCGAAGGAAUCAGAGGAGAAGCGCUGCUCUGAUCGGCUCAGUGUGAAGAGGCUUCCAACAGGCCGGCAGAGCCAGACACGACAAGAUGGCGAAAGUCGGCAGUGAAAAAUCGUUUUCGGCCAGACAGCGACUGUCCACUAACACGUCAGACGAUGAGCUCGCUGUCAUUGAAAAUGGGGACAGCAGGGCACACUCUAUUUGUGAAGGCAACUCUGAGAGAGCUCUGUCUUCAGGGCCGCACAGAGAUUCAUUUACAGGUGCUGGGGCGAUGGCCAGGUUGUCUUACUUCUUCUUCAUGCUGCGAACUUGGGCGUCUCACAGAAUGAACCCCGAAGAAGAACGGCACGACUCUUUCCUCGAGCGCUUCAGAGGCCCUGAGCUCAAAGACAUGUCCUGUCGAGAGAGUAACGCCCAGUCUGUGGGCCCUGACGACACACUCCGCAAGAGAAAUCUUGCCAGUAAGUGGCCUCUAGCUACUUACAACAUGAAUAACUGCAACAACACAGACGACAAAAAAGAGGAGAUUAAAAAAGAUGACAAAAAGGAGGAGGAGAAAAAAGACGAAAAGAAGAAUGAGGAUGAGAAGAAGGAUGGGGACAAGAAGGAAGAGGAAAAGAAGGAUGAGAAGAAGGAUGAGAAAAAAGAUGAGAAGAAAGAUGAUAAGAAAGAUGAUAAGAAAGAUGAUAAAAAGAAAGAGGAACCCCCGAAAGAAAUCUGGAUUAUGGAUCCAGCCGCAGACCAGUACUACAAAUGGCUGUCUGUCAUCGCAGGCCCAGUCUUUUAUAACCUGAUGAUGAUUGUAACAAGGGCCUGUUUUAAUGAACUACAGGACUCGUAUACAAAACUCUGGUUAGUCCUGGACUAUACCUCAGAUGCCAUCUACUAUGCUGACACAUUUGUCAGGUCAAGAACAGGUUACCUGGAACAAGGUCUGCUGGUAAAAGAGUCCAAAAAAUUGAGAGAGAAAUACAGAACAACAUCUCAGUUCAAGUAUGAUAUCAUUUCAAUGAUACCCACUGAUCUUUUGUUCCUGAAAUAUGGAUACAACAAUCCAGAGUUCAGAUUCAACCGUCUGUGCAAGAUUUCGAGGCUUUUUGAGUUCUUUGAGCGGACUGAAACCAGAACCAGCUUCCCAAACAUGUUUCGUAUCAGCAAUCUCGUACUUUAUAUCCUUGUCAUUAUCCACUGGAAUGCUUGUCUGUUCUUUGCCAUUUCAAAAACCAUUGGUUUUGGGUCGGACACUUGGGUAUACCCCAAUAUCAGCCACCCAGAGCAUGGCCGCUUGGCGAGAAAGUACAUCUACUCCCUAUACUGGUCUACACUGACCCUCACCACCAUCGGAGAGACCCCUCCACCAGUCAGAGAUGUUGAAUUCCUCUUUGUCAUUGCCGACUUCCUUACUGGUGUGUUGAUUUUUGCGAGUAUCGUCGGUAAUGUCGGUGCCAUGAUCUCCAACAUGAAUGCCUCCCGUGCUGAGUUCCAAGCAAAAAUUGAUUCCAUAAAGCAGUACAUGCAGUUUCGAAAGGUCACCAAAGACCUGGAGGCCAGGGUCAUCAAGUGGUUUGACUACCUGUGGACAGAGAAGAAGACCUGCGAUGAGAAGGAAGUUUUGAAAAACCUCCCAGACAAGCUCAAGGCAGAGAUUGCCAUCAACGUCCACUUGGAUACACUGAAGAAAGUGCGAAUUUUCCAGGAUUGUGAAGCCGGUCUGUUGAUUGAAUUGGUGCUCAAGCUGCAGCCACAAGUGUUCAGCCCUGGAGAUUACAUCUGUAAGAAGGGGGAUAUCGGCAGAGAGAUGUACAUCAUCAAGGAGGGGAAGUUAGCGGUGGUGGCCGAUGAUGGUGUCACUCAAUUUGUGGUGCUCAGUGACGGCGCAUACUUUGGGGAAAUCAGUAUCUUAGGUAUCAAGGGCAGUAAAGCUGGUAACAGAAGAACGGCCAACAUCAGAAGCGUUGGUUACUCCGAUCUCUUUGCGCUGUCCAAAGACGACUUGAUGGAAGCUCUUACUGAAUAUCCUGAGGCAAAGAAGGCUCUGGAGGAGAAGGGCAAAGCCAUCCUGAUGAAAGACAACCUGAUUGACGAGGCCAUUGCAAAUGCCGGCGCCGACCCCAAAGACAUGGAGGAGAAGAUCGUCAAACUGCAGAGCAACCUGGACACCAUGCAGGUUAAAUUCGCCCAGCUGAUGGCGGAGUUCACCUCCAACCAGACGAGGAUGAAGCAGAGAGUGACCAACAUGGAGGCCAAAGUGAAAUCCCUUCGGCCCGAGGACCUCACUGAGGUGAUGGCCGACAAGGACAAAAAAGUUCAGUAAUAUGACAGACACCCGAGAACUCUACAGGAAAAAAAAGAAUUAAACUUUUUAAAGGCCCAUGUUUAUAUCUAUUUAUACAUCAUGUUUAUUAUCAUCAUAAUGUGUCAAAUUGUGUACAGUAUAUGAAUAAUAUGUUUAUUUGUGUGUAUGCUCUGACUGACAGCUAAUUUCAUGUUGUCAUAAAACUACUUGAGUAUGUAUGUAUGCAAAAAAUGGCUUUUUCUAGCCUUAGAAUAAUGGUUAUUUUUUUCCUGAUCAGUAUUGGCAAUUUCACAGAGAAAUAUAAUACUGUCUGUGAACUAUUGAGUACAAUUCAUACACAAAAAUACAACUGUAUUUCCCAUUUGAUAAUGUAUAAGACUGUAAAUAAUAAGCUAAAAUGCCAGUCCUGUUUCUAAGUUACUGUCAGCAUACAUUAUCAGUCGUAAAUCUUCUAUGUAAAAUAAAGAUUAAAAUCUUG
Molecule: messenger RNA, 2941 nt
Organism: Amphiprion ocellaris (clown anemonefish)
Lineage: Eukaryota; Metazoa; Chordata; Actinopteri; Pomacentridae
Gene: cnga3a
Product: cyclic nucleotide gated channel subunit alpha 3a
Exons: 9
Coding region: 256-2481 (741 amino acids)
Biological process (GO): monoatomic cation transmembrane transport
Cellular component (GO): intracellular cyclic nucleotide activated cation channel complex; plasma membrane
Molecular function (GO): protein-containing complex binding; intracellularly cAMP-activated cation channel activity; cGMP binding
Source: RefSeq, a predicted model, not a curated record